Theobroma umbraticum is the source of this 2382-nucleotide messenger RNA. RefSeq names its product PPR containing protein. The record is from RefSeq and is a predicted model, not a curated record. Lineage: Eukaryota; Viridiplantae; Streptophyta; Magnoliopsida; Malvales; Malvaceae.
AAAAAAAGCCUUGUCAUGGAGCGCAAAACGACGGCGCCGAGAGCCAAAUGCGCAAAGUAGUAAUAAAGGAAAAAAGAGUCAAGCCCUAGUGGUUUGGAAGGAGGUGUGGAUAGGGGCAGCGAGGUUUGGGUUUCAGCCCAAGACAGCGGAAGAAGAAAUUGAUGAAUUAAAGGAUGGGGAGUAGGAUUCCAGUUCAACACUACAAUAAUGCCUUCAUCGCUACCUCGCUUCAUGAUCUCAACACCGUUGAUUCUCGCCCUUCUGACAUCGACGCCGUUGAUGCUGCUGAUGCCUUGGAUCACCAUGAUCACGACCACCACGAUUCCGCUGCUGUUGUCUGAGUGUAUGCAUGAAUCUUAUAGAAAUUCUUUACCAAUUCACGGCGUUGGAACGGAGGAAGAAGAUCGAUCUAGCUUAGACAAUAGCGACUCUUCCAGAGGAGCUUUCAGUAUUUUGACAAUUGAAGAUGUUUCGCCUAUUGAAUCAGCAAGAGCCAGAUUUCUGCAAAUCAUAGUGGAUCAUUUUGUUAAUGACCAUGUGAUUGAGGUGGUUGAUAAUGAGUCAUCUGCUGACUAUAAUACGCAGUCAGGACAAGACAAACUCAAUAAGAGAAAGACAAGAGAUAUACAAUACGAGGGCGAUCCUAGGUUUGCUUUGCCCUUAAUGUAUGUUGCCAAUCUCUAUGAAACUUUAGUUAAUGAAGUAAACAUAAGGAUUGCUUCCUUGAAUGGAAUUCGCGAUAAGACCGUUGGGGUAGCCCUUGAAGCUGCUGGUGGUUUGUACAGAAGGUUGGCUAAAAAAUUUCCUAAAAAAGGUUCUUGUAUAUAUAAAAGAAGGGAACUUGCAACUUCUCUGGAAACACGGACAAGGUUUCCAGAAUUAGUUAUACAAGAAGAGAAGCGAGUUCGUUUUGUGGUAGUCAAUGGUUUGGAUAUUGUUGAGAGACCAAAUAAUGUGCCUAUUGAAGAUGCUGAGUGGUUUAAACGACUGACAGGUCGGAAUGAGGUUUCUAUCUCUCCUCAAGACUAUAAGUUUUAUUCUCCAAGGCACAAGUACAGGCGUUUUCCAUCAAACACAGUAUCCAGCAUCUCUGCGUUGCCUACGUUCUCUGGCACUGAUAGUUCUUCUCCAAUGUCUACCCCUCAAGGGUUUCACACCGUCAAUGAAAAUCAGCAGCAGACUCCUUCCAAGCAUCAUAUACCACCACUGUCACAUCAGCCCCAGUUUCAUCCUAUUCAUCAGAACCAUCAUCAACCAGUUCACCAAAAUCAGCAUACAGCUCAUUUUCCCCAGAAUCAUCAAUGUGGUCCGCCAUCACACUUACCUGAAAUUAGUCAUGCGCACCCGUCAUCAACCAUGUCUCAACACAUAGCUUGCUUACAACCCCUAUCAGGGGGGCAUGUUGGAGCACGUUUGCAUGUUAUGCCUACGAGUCCUGCGAAAUUCUGUGAUGAAUGUGGGGCGCCGUACCUGAGGGAAACAUCCAAGUUUUGCUCAGAAUGUGGUAUAAAGAGGUUAGGGAUAUGAUGGAAUUGGUAUGCUAUAUCUGAAGACCCAAAGCCAUAGUGAUAUUCCUUAAUUAUACUGCUUGAUGUUGAAUUUUGGAUCUUUACCCCCUAAUCUGCAAAUAUCAUUCAGUCAUGUAAAUAACUAGUUUGUCCCCAGGGAGAUACACCCAACAGUUAGAAUGGGACUUUGAACUGGUUCAAAUUUGUUCGGUUUUGUGGGGUUUUCGUUUUGUACAAAAGAAUGUACUUAAGUACAUUUGGUCUGGCUCUGGCAUAGAAACCUAUAUUUGAAAGGGCAUAUAAACUAUUUGAAAGGGUUAAUUCUUAAGGAAACCUAUAUUUUGUUCCGUAAGCUUUGGGGAAAAAUUGCAGUCCACUCCCCAUUCAAAAUGAAAGGGGAUUUCAAUGAAACCUAUAUGGUCCAUGAAGUGGCAGCAGCAUGGGCAUCUUGUUGUAACUUAUCUGGUGCAAUGCGCAUCUCCUCCAUGCCUGAAAGCCUUUGAAUGUGAAGAACUAGUACUAGUAGUUGGGAAGAAAAAUAAUAAAAUAAUAAUAGUAAUAGUACUUGAGAAGAAGCGGCAUGGAUUGGAAUGCAAUCAUAAUCUGCCAAGUCUGGAGUCCCUCGGAAACUCCCACAAAAUCCCGCUUACCUCUGGGUUUGACUUGCAGCUGCAGGCUGCAGGCUGCAGGCUGCGGGCGUACGUACCUCACUGAUCACCCUGCUUUAUCAUAUUUUAAAGUCCCACCCACUUCCUGAAAUUCUGCACCUAAUUUAAUUUUAUUACGUAUACAUAAAUUCAACCUCUCCAAAUAGAAAUCCAGGAUUCUGGUAAGAAAGAAAGGCCCCUCUUUGUCCCCCUUUUCCGCUUUCUCC